UUGUCCAAUUCAUUGUCCCAUAAAUCAUAACUAAGCAAGCUUCAUUCGGGUCUAUGCUCGAGAAACAAGAGAAGAAGAAGAAGAAAAACACGAUCAUAAGGUUGUUUCUAUCAUAUCGGAGUCAUGCUUCUCAAGUAUAAGCUCAACUUCAUCCUCGUCCUCCUCCUCGUUUCGGCCUCGUUUUUAUCCACCAUUUGCUCAGCAGUUGAAGGUCGAGCUGAUAAGCCGGUUCAUCAGGGCAGUAAUGGUAGAGUCGUGCAUGAGGAUGGGAAGAAGAAGAUGGAGGAAAUCAUCCAUGAAAGGGUUUUGAGGGUAAACACCAGGGACUAUGGAAGGUAUGAUCCAGCUCCAGCUUUUGUGAAGCCUCCUUUCAAGCUCAUCCCCAACUGAUAUCUAGAACCUUAGCUUAUAAAUAAAUAAUCACAAAUAUAUCAUGUGUUUCAUAUUAUAAGUACAUAUAUAUAAGUAUAAUGUAUUAUCAUAUUAUAUAAUAUAGUGUGUAAUGGUCACAUAUAUAUGAAUAUAAAGCUUUGUAACGUCUA
Molecule: messenger RNA, 542 nt
Organism: Cucurbita maxima (winter squash)
Lineage: Eukaryota; Viridiplantae; Streptophyta; Magnoliopsida; Cucurbitales; Cucurbitaceae
Product: protein CASPARIAN STRIP INTEGRITY FACTOR 2-like
Exons: 3
Coding region: 124-390 (88 amino acids)
Source: RefSeq, a predicted model, not a curated record